Entrophospora candida is the source of this 497-nucleotide messenger RNA. Lineage: Eukaryota; Fungi; Glomeromycota; Glomeromycetes; Entrophosporales; Entrophosporaceae. The record is from the annotation of a GenBank genome assembly.
AUGAGAGCUAUUUUAUGCAGUUUAGGCUUGCUGUUAUAAUUGAACUUAUGAAAAAUGCAGGAAAAUAUUUAGAAAUUGAUGCUUUUGAAACUGAUAUUAAUUAUUUGGAUGAUGCAUUAAAUUCAGUUGAAUCUUUGAAAAAACAGAAUUUGAAUAAUCCUGAGUAUCCAAAAUAUUUUACUUAUUUAUCUGAAUUAAAAAGAAUGUGCAGCAACUUCUCUUGGCGCUCAUUAAUAGCAUUGGCCAAAGUUGUUAAACAACCAGUCCAUACAAUCUACCCAGAAGUCAAAUCAAGAUUAAUUCAUGAAAUAUAUAAUUGUGAAAUUAAACCAUUCCAACCAUCGUCUGGCAAAAUUGCUGUUGUCACUGAGCAACCUUUAUUUAUUUUUUGGACAAAUACAUCAAUUCAAACAAAAGCACAAGUAAAUACAAUCUUAAUUGAAAAUAAAUUCAUUCCAAAUCAUUUUGUGCCAUGUUUUUUAAAAGAUAGAAGGUAA